GACGGGUUAUUUUCCUGCCAGGAGGCAGCUGGCUGGCUCAUACUCUCCUACUCACCACCAUGGCCAGGACUCUGAGUGAUCACCUGCUGAACACCCUGGAGGACCUGGUGCCCUAUGACCUUGAGAAGUUCAAGUUUAAGCUGCAAAACAUCAGCCUGGAAAAAGAGCACUCCCGGAUUCCCCGGGGCCAGCUGCAGAUGGCCAGGCCAGUGGAGCUGGCCACGCUGCUGGUCACCUACUACGGGAAGGAGUACGCUGUGCGGCUGACCCUGCAGGUCCUGCGGGCCAUCAACCAGCGUCUCCUGGCAGAGGAGCUCCACAGAGUGACUGGCCCGGAGCCUGCGGAAAGCAGUUGGGAGGGCCCUGAGGCACCAUCCUCAGCAGUGAAGACAGCCUGGAACCUUAAGGUGGCAGCCGGCCCGGACAGCAAGGGGGAGCCACAGGGCGGGGACAGCACGCCCAGCCUGUUGGCCAGCCAGCCGGAGGCCGGGAGGGGGUCCCAGAAGAAGCCUCAGGGCAAACGGAGGGACCCCAAGUGCCCCAGCCUGGAUGCUCAGGGCAAGCUGCUGGGCAGGAGGAGCCCCGGGCUGUGCAAGCCCUCUGGGGGUAGGCCGGCUGAGGUGAGCGCCCAGCUCCGCAGGAACGUCAGCUCAGCAGGCCGGCUGCAGGGGCACUAUGGUGUGCAGCUAGCCAGGAAGGAACAGAGGAAAGCCGACUUAUACUUAGAUUCAGGAAAGAAGCGACCAAAAAGCCUCGAAUUUACCAUUUCUUCAGAAGACAAGGAAGCCUCAAAACCAGGAUCUCUUCUAGCUGGGGAGGAGAUCGGGGCUGGGAACACCACUCGGAUGAACGCUAGGAAUCCUGAACAGUCCACGGUUCCACAGCGGGGACCAUUCAGGAACACACCUCCCAGUGCAUUGGUGACUACAGAAGAGGAAUCUACAGCACCCUGGGGGGAAAAGGGAAUUGAGGGUACAGAGACCCCCGACACCCAGGGAGCAGCAGCAGAAGAUGCGCUCUGCCAGGCCUCAGAUCCAGACGUCCAACUCUUCUCAGGGAAGCCACAGGGCAAGGCUGCAUGUUCCCUCUGCCACACCCAGAAAGGAGACCCAGUUGGUGGUAUCUGCAGGCACGGCGUCUGCAGCUGCCCUCUUGUUCCCGGGCACCUCAGGGCCUCCAGCAACCACUUGCACAGCUGCCUGCAAUGUCAGGCCUCCCUGGCAUGGAAGAACUCCCCAGAGCUGAGCUCUCAGCCGCUGCCACAGUGUCAGCGCCACAUGAAGCAGGUCCAGCUGCUCUUCUGCGAGGACCACAGGGAGCCCAUUUGCCUCAUCUGUAGGCUGAGUCAGGAGCACCAAGGCCACCGUGUGCGCCCACUGGAGGAGGUCGCCCUGGAGUACAGGGAGCAGAUUCAGCAGCAACUGGAACGUCUGAAGCAGCUGAGACAAUCUGGAGAGCAGCAGGGGUCCCAGGGAGCUGAGCAGAUGGAGAGCCUCCUGAAACAAACUGAAAUCCAGAAACAGAGAAUCCGGAGCCAGGUGGAGCAGCUUUUCAAGUUUCUGGAGCGUCAAGAGCAGCUGUUUGUGGCCUGGCUGGAUGAGCUGGGCCAGACCAUUGGCCAGGUCCGGGAGAAAUAUGGCACCCAAGUGUCCUGUGACAUCGCCCUUCUGGAUGAGCUGACUGGGGAGCUGGAAGCCCAGCAGUGCCAGCCAGAAUGGGAGCUGGUGCAGGGCAUCGGAGUCACCUUGCACAGGGCCAAGGCCAUGACUGCUCCUGAGCCAUGGGUUACUCCUCCGGAGGUGAGAGAAAAGAUUCACCUGCUCUACCAGAAGUCAGAGUUUAUAGAGAAGAGCAUGAAGCACUUCUCAGAAACACUGCGUUUGGAAAUGGAAACAUUCAAUGUUCCAGAACUGAUUGGUGCACAGGCAUAUGCUGUUAAUAUCAUCCUGGAUACAAAAACCUCACACCCCAACCUCAUCUUCUCUGACAAUUUGAAGAGCAUGAGACUUGGAAACAAGUGGGACCAACUUCCAGAAGGCUCAGAGAGAUUUGACAGCUGCAUCAUUGCUCUGGGCACCCCCAGCUUCCUCUCCGGCCGCCAUUACUGGGAAGUGGAGGUCAGAGACAAGACAACAUGGAUGCUGGGGGUCUGCAAGGCAUCCGUGAGCCGGAAGGGGAGCAUGACUUUGUCACCUGAGAAUGGCUACUGGGUGAUGAUGAUGAAGCAGAAUGAGUACCAGGUGUCUUCCUUCCCGCCGACCCGCCUGAAGAUGAGGGAGCCGCCGAGGCGCGUGGGCAUCUUCCUAGACUACAUGACCAGAAACAUCUCCUUCUACAACGUGACAGCCAGAUCCCACAUAUACACGUUCACCAGUUUCUCUUCUUCUGGCCCCCUUCAGGCUAUCUUCAGCCCCGGGGGACACGAUGGGGGGAAGAACACAGGCCCUCUGACCAUCUGUCCAGCGAAUGGUCAGCGGCCUCACUGAGCGCCCCACCCGCGUGGCUCCCACCCGCGUGGCUCCGGGCUCUCGGCCUGGGUCAUGGUUCAUCCACCCACCAGUCCUCACCAGACACUACCUGGUGCUAGCUGACAGAUGAAACAUAAUGAAGCCAAAAAGCUUACCAGAUUGUAGCAGAGGUCAGCAACUACUUGCCAAUCAAGGAUGAAAGUAGCACAGGUGCUGCAAUGUGAAGUAGACUUCAGAGAAAGAAGUGCAUGGCUAUUGCGUGAUAACCCCCCCACUGAAUCUGCACUCCCAGAUGCUCCUCGGGCCAAACAUUCCGCCCUUGCUUUCCCUCGGAACUGUAGGCCAAUGGUGUGUCCACAUUCUUCUCUAACCACUUU
This is a messenger RNA of Ochotona curzoniae (black-lipped pika), 2845 nucleotides long. RefSeq names its product pyrin-like. The record is from RefSeq and is a predicted model, not a curated record. Bases 60 to 2486 code for a protein of 808 amino acids. NCBI's taxonomy places the organism in Eukaryota, Metazoa, Chordata, Mammalia, Lagomorpha, Ochotonidae. The transcript has 10 exons. Gene Ontology annotation, molecular function: protein binding; zinc ion binding.